CCAAACACAGUUGUCGGUCGACGCGGUUAUAUUAUUGCAACGCGACGAGGCGCACGAAGCGGAUCCGUUUUAUGACAAUCCGCUAAGAUUGUCACCGAAGUCGUCAACUCACUUCCAAGGUGGAGAUAGAUUUGUUGCCAUAACACAGUGUGUGCCCAGCUUACGAAUUUCCUAUUGCAUGGUCAAUCUAGUUAUUGUUAAUAUAAUGGAAAUCGCCUUGGAAUUAUAAAAAAAAAAAAGAAAAAAGAAAAAAGAAAAAGAAGUUACGUAUAAUAUGCCAAAGUUAGCAAUAGUGUUUUUGACAUAAGAAAUUGUGAGGAAAACCAACUACGUGUACCAGCUAACUAACCUAAAUGAUGUGGCGUUACCUCGCUUUAGAGUUGAUAUUGAUCAUUAAAUACAUUUCUUUCAUAGACGCCUAUUGCGAACCACCGUGGCAACCGAUGAACGGCCACUGUUACAAGCACGUAAAAACGGCAGCUAAUUGGUUCACCGCAAAAUCUGCCUGCCAAAACGAACAAUCGAGCCUUACAACAUUAUCAUCCCUUGGAGAGGCGUUCGAUGUCUACGAUAUGGUUAACGACAACGGCGGAUGUUACAUUUGGAUUGGUUACCAUGACAAUGAUGUAGAAGGACAAUGGGUAUGGGUUGAUCCAACCGAGCACACUUCUUUUGAAGAUUGGUAUGGUGCACCUGGUUAUGACACGUCAAAGAAUUGCGUUCUUUCCGACUGCGAUCUUCACCACUAUUGGAUAGACGAGGUGUGCUCAGAUGCGUAUGGUUAUGUUUGCGAAAAAGAUCAAUUGCCAUGGCCACGGAUGACCACUUCGGCUUCAGAGCAGACAACCGUUUCCGUAGGGGCGAAUCGCGCGACAACUGACGUCAUGGUAACAACACAACCCACUGCUACAACGAUGGAGAUACAUUUUCCCCCGGCUACAACGCAGUUACCUGAAAUAAACGACGAGGAUGAUCAAAGACAAGUUUUCCGUUCUGCAUUGGCACGAAAAUACGAGUGUAUGAGAGAAAAUGAGGAUUCAACCGAGAACUCUGGCAAUUAUCUGACUUUGUUCAGAACUCGGAGCUUCUCACGCUGUAUUAUGGAGUGCAGAUACUUAAAUAAUUGUACUGCUGUCAAGAUACACCAAAACGAGUGUUCCCUGCUACUGGGCCCUGAUGGGUUGGACAUGACCAAGUUGAUUUAUCUGGUUUACAAAUUGGCCUAGGCGCAUUAGGAUAAGUUUGAUCGUCGCGAAAUCAUUUAAUUUAAUUCGAAACCUUCGAUUUUCAGCGGUUUUCGCUAUUUUUUCGCACAUUUCUCUUCAUAACUUUAAUUCUACUUGUCCGAUUUUCGCCAUUGUCCUUUUAUCCUAUUCCAAAUUUAAUAACAGUUUUAUUGAGAGAAAAGGAGGGUUCAACCCAGAACUCUGGCAAUGAUCUGACUUCGAAGUUCAGAACUCGGAGAUUCUCAUGCUGUAUUAUGGAGUGCAGAUACUUAAAUAAUUGUACUGCUGUCCACAUACACCGAAACGAGUGUUCCCUGCUACAGGGCCCUGCUGGGUUGGACAUGACCAAGUUGAUUUAUCUGGUUUACAAAUUGGCCUAGGUGAUAUGGAAUUAUUUGAUUGUAUUUAAUAAGAUGGUAAACUCAUCUCAACAAUGUUAAUUAAAAUGAAUAAAAUAUAUUCGAGUACUGAGGUUUCCAAUUAAGUACAAGGCACGUACCCAAGGGGGAGGGGUGACGGGUGUGUACGCACCCUUCCUCCUCAAAUUACAAGAGUUUUACGUAGAAAAUUCAAUACUAACUCUCGCACGUUCUAAAACCAUCCACCACACCUCCUCCACCAAUCAGAGUAGUUUCCAACUAGGAUCUCAUCUAAUUCUUCGUACAAGCAACGACUUUUAUCUGUGUUAUCUUUUUGAGAAAUUUGAGUGUUUUUCCACACCGCUUGCGUGUCAAUGAUUAACACUGGGAACAAACUCAUCUUGUAGGUUUCAAUAAAAUCAUCUUUAUUCUCGUUUGCAAAUCAUCCUGAUACAGUAGGUAUUGAUUUUGCACAGUUCUCCAUGGCGAAGGUCAGAGCAAGAAAUAUAUAUAGGGCAUAGGCCUAUUAUUUUAAUACACAAAGAAAAUUAUAUUCGAAUUUAAAUCUGAGAGUGCCAUAUCCGGCCAGCUAUAGAGGAUCUGUGAACGUCUUUCCAUAUUAAAUAUUUCGAAUUCCUCGAUCCGCUAUUGAGAGUGGCGGAUUCAAGGGCCGGCCGGCUCGCCCCCUUCCCCUUUUUUUCAUAACUUCAAAAAAUGAGAAAAAGAAAGUCUGAGAGUGCCAUUUCCGGCCUAGAAGUGCCAUAAUCAUAAAUUUUCAUCUGUAAAAUUCCAUCCCUGGCCCCAUCUAUUUAAUUCAAAUUCCUGGAUCCGCCACUGAUAACCGUUUCUAUUCAUAUCCCCUGCCCCUAAUAUUGGAAAAAAUUAUAUUAAAUCUGAGAGUGCCAUUUCCGGCCAUCUAGAAGGUCCAUAAUUAUAAAUUUUCUUAUCUCAGCCCCAACCAUGAUAGGGCUGAGGCGAUUGAUCGGCCCUCCACGGGCCCCUGCUAUUUAAUAUUGUUCAUAUAUUAUUGCAUCUUCAGAAUCGAUUAAAUAAAACUUGCCCUUCGACACCAACCGGCUCUGUCCCUGGCGCCCACCCCACCCCCACGCUUCCCUCCACGCCAUUUUGGUCUAAUGUCUACAAAUUCUCACCCAUCCAAUAAAAUAUUCCUGCUUACUGGCCUGAGUACGCUUAUAAUGCGGUUCUUAAAAAAAAAAUCAAUGGAAUAGUAAAGAUAGAAACUUGAUAUACUAAGACACAUUCUUAAUAAACAAAGACGAAUUUUGUGAAAUUAUACAAAUAUUGUAAUAAAUAAUGGCACUGAU
Messenger RNA from Anneissia japonica, 2910 nucleotides. Its product is annotated as C-type lectin galactose-binding isoform-like. Bases 354 to 1226 code for a protein of 290 amino acids. Lineage: Eukaryota; Metazoa; Echinodermata; Crinoidea; Comatulida; Comatulidae. Gene Ontology annotation, molecular function: signaling receptor activity. The record is from RefSeq and is a predicted model, not a curated record. The transcript has 5 exons.